AUGGAACAAAAUGAACGGCUUACCAAGAAUCUGCAACAUACUCGUGAGCUGUUGAGUGAUUCUGAGGCAACGAAUGCAACGCUGGUUGCUCAGAGUCUGCUUCUGAAGGAGGAAAUUCGUCGUAUGGAAAGAAAUGAGGAACGUUUGAGUCACAUUGAGAACAGCGAAUACUUGAAGAAUGUUAUUAUCAAGUUUCUCUGUCCGGAGCGAGUGUCUGGAGAACGUAUGCAGUUGGUUCCCAUUCUGACUACCAUGCUUCGCCUUUCUCCUGAGGAAACUGAACGUCUCAAUCGCAUCGCUGCUCAAGAUGGGCAACGUAAAGUUUACUAG
Molecule: messenger RNA, 330 nt
Organism: Ostertagia ostertagi
Lineage: Eukaryota; Metazoa; Nematoda; Chromadorea; Rhabditida; Trichostrongylidae
Source: the annotation of a GenBank genome assembly